Messenger RNA from Drosophila yakuba, 824 nucleotides. RefSeq lists its product as uncharacterized. The transcript is spliced from 3 exons. Lineage: Eukaryota; Metazoa; Arthropoda; Insecta; Diptera; Drosophilidae. Bases 84 to 662 code for a protein of 192 amino acids. The record is from RefSeq and is a predicted model, not a curated record.
UUGAAAUUCGAAUAGGCUGACAUGUAUACAGAAUAAUCGCCAGUCGACGUUGGAUAUCCAUCCCGCACAGAAGCUAACACACGAUGCACAGUCCUCGUCUGUGGAAUAUUAAGCGGGCAUCGGUGCUCCUCAGCGCCGCCCUGCUGCUCUAUGUGUUUGUGUUCUCUAGUGGCUAUCAGAAGUACCAGAUCGAGGGCAUUAUCAAGCGGAGCCAACCGGAAAAGGUCUGGGAGUAUGUGGCGGAUUUCAACAAGAUGCGGCUCCUCAACCCCACCAUCUUAAACUUCAAGAUCCUAGCUGAUCAUGGCCACGCCCACGACUGGCGCUACACGGUGCAGUACACAGAGAGGCUAUCCCAUUGGCCAUACUGGCUGAACACGGCCACGGCCAAGUACGUGGUCACCAAGACGAUGCCCGGAGUUUCCCCAGUGGCCUAUGCCAUCAAGUCCACGCAUGAGACCUGCUUCUUUGCCGGAUUCUACUGCCUGCAAUCACUGAGUGAAUUCACAUUCAGGAACUCCAAUGGCGACACCUUUGCCCAGGAGAACAUACAGUACCAGUGUCCGCCACUCUUGGGCGGCAUGUGCCGGCGGGAACUGGAGUUUCAACGCCAGGCGGUGAUGCACAACCUAACAAUAAUAUUCGGAAAGCAGAGAGUAUAGCAUCUCAUUCCAAGAUGUAGCUUAGAUGGAUAGCUUAAUGGAAGUGCAACAACUUAAUUGACUAAAUUACCAAAAAUCUGCAAAUCUAUGUUUUUGUAUGUAAACCAUUUGUUUAUUUCAUGAGGAUAAAAAAUUACAUUGUACUUGUUUCUAAAACGAUAA